Cuculus canorus (common cuckoo) is the source of this 1719-nucleotide messenger RNA. It is a transcript of the gene PDPN, whose product is annotated as podoplanin. The record is from RefSeq and is a predicted model, not a curated record. Bases 254 to 697 code for a protein of 147 amino acids. The transcript is spliced from 6 exons. Gene Ontology annotation, cellular component: apical plasma membrane; filopodium; basolateral plasma membrane. Gene Ontology annotation, molecular function: signaling receptor binding; protein-folding chaperone binding; chemokine binding. Gene Ontology annotation, biological process: positive regulation of extracellular matrix disassembly; positive regulation of epithelial to mesenchymal transition; regulation of substrate adhesion-dependent cell spreading. Lineage: Eukaryota; Metazoa; Chordata; Aves; Cuculiformes; Cuculidae.
GACCACCUUCGGCAUGCUCCCACCCCUUGGCUAAAGAAAAUAAUACCGACUCCCCUCAGUUUUCUUUAGCUGUACAGUGAUCAUCUCGGAAAGCCUUCCCCCUUUAGACUACAGCAGCUAAAGGAAUAUUUGUAAUACCAAAGUCUUUUUUUGCAGCGAUUUCUUUGUGAUCUCAAUUCUCAUCUGCCUCAGAACUCAACCAGAAUUGGAAUCCAUCUGGUCUCAGGAUUGGGAAGUUAUUCUCUAAGCGAAGAUGUUUAUUAAAGUUCAAUUCUUCAUCUUCAUUCUCGGGAGCGUGCCUUUCAUAGCACUUGCUGAAGAAGCAAGCUCAGUUCUAGAAGGAGAAGAAAGCACAACAAUUGAUUUCAGAGACAGAAAUGACACAGAAUUUGAAGAACUACCAACCCUGUUGCCCACAGAACUACAAAGCGUAACAAAUCUCUUGGAGUUUGGACAGCUAAUGACCACAGAAAGUGCAAUUGUCCCAGCUGAAGAUGGUGAUAACUCUACUGGUUAUGAAGCUAACACAAAAAAUGUUGAUGGUGGACUGAGCGAGGAACCAGAGAAAACUGAAAAAGGUGGUCUGGAAACAAUUGCACUGGUUGGAAUAAUUAUUGGAAUCAUAGUUGCAGUUGGAAUCCUUGCAGGGAUAAUCAUCGCUGUUGUAAGGAAGAUGUCAGGCAGGUACUCGCCCUGAGAACGGUUGAACCAUGCAACAACGCCAUUUUAUGCCAAAGGAUACAAGUUCUUCUUAUUUUAUUAGAACUAAAGACUAUUCCUGUUUUAGUGUGAGAAGAUGAUCCAUGGAAAAUAUGAUCAAAACACUCAAGAUCUAUGGGGAUCCCACACAACUCUAAAGACUCCCCCCUGCCUGCACUACAGAGUAUGGGACAUGUCACAGAAUUUUUACUAACCACAAGUUUACUGGAAGAAAAGUGUUAUGCAGUAAGAAAAAACCCAGCAGCAGUAAGACUUACAUCUGCAAUGUGAUUUGCAGGUAAUAUAUGCUAUUUUGGUUUUUAAAUGCUACCAAGGAUUAUUUCACAUUACAUUUUAUGCAUUUCUUCAAAAAACAUCUCCAGAAUCUAAGUGUUUUGGGCUGGUUAAGUGCUUUUAGCAUGUUUAUCUACCAAAUGAUGUAUCAAAAAAUGAAGAAUUAGCUUCGGAGAGAACCAAUUAUUUACAAAUUUAGAAAACACAGGAUAUUGGAAGCUAAAAUCUUUCCACUAUUGAUACAGAUAUUCUGCUUUUGAUACUUAUGUUAUUAUGUGGCAAAAUGUGGUAGGCCCAGCUGGAACUGACCUACCUACUGAAAGCUUGCUCAUUCGACUUGCACCAGGAAUUUCCUGUCCUCUCUUGUUGCAGAGACAUGCAGGAAUUGAAAUACACAUCCUGAAUUAAAGGGUGCUUGGAAAAUACCCAGUUUUGAUGGGUCACUUUAACCAGUUACUCAGCACGCUUUAGAGCUGACAUGUAGAAGCUUUUAAAUUAGUGUUUAACACUUAUUUCUUUGUAACUGUCUCAUUUUCCAACUGAAUGCUUGGCUUAUUUGAGAGUGUGUUUAAUGCUAGAUCAGGAUACAUUAAUGAGGUAUAAUGCAUCUUUGGACUCCAUAGCUUUUUUUAUUGCACAUUUAGUGCAGCAGUACCUGACUGCACAGAGUUCAGAGCAAAGGCUUUGUACAUCAAGUGGCUGCAACACAUUAUGUUUGGUGUAAAA